AUGACCAGCGUUACCGAAGUGAAGCGGGUCCAGCGUCCCUGCCUGCGCCCCGUCUCAGAGCUGGAGGGCAUCUACAGCCUGCGCGCCAGCGCCCGCGACGGCGGUCUGCCCGUGGACACCAUCGUGGCCUUCGCGGCGCGGGACGACGCAGCGCGCUACGCCACGCUGCUGGAGGCGACCAUGGAGCACGAGCCCACGGUUUACCCGCUGGCCUGGGGCGACCUGCAGGACUUCUGCUCCUCCUCGGGCUAUCGCUGCCGCCUGGAGGCGCCCGACUCCCUCCUCAUCCCGCCCGAGGUCAACGUCGGCGUGACCGACUGGGAGAAGAGCCUGCGCCUGCGCCAGGGCCAGUACGCCGUGCUGCCGGAUGAGCCCCGCGUGGGUGAGCCGCGGCAGCGCGGGGUCGCCGACGAGGACCUGGCCGGCCCCGGGGCGUGCCUGGAGGGCUUCUUCGUGCCGCCGCCGGAAUCGCCCGCGGCGGGGUACUACGUCCCCACCGAGGGCGAGCCCGGCGCGGCCGACUGGGGCGAGGGCCAGGACGCGCAGGGCCAGAGCGAGCUGCAACUCUUCCUGCGCCCCUACUGCCUGGCCGACCCGCGCAUCCUGGAGGCGAGCCGUGCGGCCCUGGAGGCGGCCUUUGCCCGCGAGCCCUGA
This is a messenger RNA of Auxenochlorella protothecoides, 654 nucleotides long. RefSeq lists its product as hypothetical. Lineage: Eukaryota; Viridiplantae; Chlorophyta; Trebouxiophyceae; Chlorellales; Chlorellaceae. Bases 1 to 654 code for a protein of 217 amino acids. The record is from RefSeq and is a predicted model, not a curated record. The transcript is spliced from 2 exons.